AUGAAAUGGGUAUCAUUGUUUAAAGACAUCAAAGAUAAGGUAGGAUUCUCAGCGCCUACAUCAGCUGCAUCUUCUUCAUCCCCUUAUCCUGACCAGAAUAGUAACAAUGCCACUUCUUCAAGCUACGAUGACCCAUUGUCAAGAGAAAGAUAUGAACUGGAAUUGGACUUCAAAAGAUCUUGGGAAGAGUUUAGAACAUCGACUUCAGAGACGGAGAAGGAAAAAGCCUUGAAUGUCACUAUUGAUGUCUUCUGUAGAUUAGUAGAGCAGCAUUCCAACAUAGCACAGUUAAAUACCUUGUUAGUAGAGACACACAUAUUUUCUUUUGUGGUGGGUAGAGCAUUUGUCUCAGAUAUUGAAAGGUUAAAAGUUAGCAAUAAGACAAGAUCCUUAGAGAUUGAAAGUGUGAUAAGUUUUUUUUCUGAGGAUACUCAGGAUGGAAUUCUGUAUGGUUCAAAUCUGCUACAUGCAGUUGGAUUUCUUGUUUCUGGGCCUAUUGAUAAACAGUCUCUCCUUGAUUCUGGGAUCAUGUGUUGUCUUGUUCAUAUUCUUGAUGCUCUUUUGGGUUCUGAUGGAGGGAAUGUGAGGCAACAUGUUGUCACUGCUGAGGAGGAUUCAGAGGUAACAGAGAAUGUAGCUCCAGAUAAGCGGUUUGAGGUAGAGGGCAGUAUUCUGCAUAUCAUGAAGGCAUUGGCAAGCCAUCCUGCAGCUGCUCAAGGUUUGAUUGAAGAUGAUUCUCUGAAGCAGCUCUUUGAGGUGGUUGCCAAUGGGUCUUUGGUUCUGUUUUCAAGAUACAAGGAAGGUCUUGUACCCUUGCACACCAUUCAGCUUCAUAGGCAUGCAAUGCAGGUACUGGGUCUUCUUCUUGCCAAUGACAAUGGAAGCACUGCUGCGUACAUAAGGAAGCACCAGCUGAUAAAAGUACUGUUAAUGGGCGUGAAGGGCUUUAGUCCUGAAUCUGGAGACCCUGCUUAUACAAUGGGUAUUGUGGACUUGUUGCUUGAAUGUGUGGAAUUGUCAUAUAGACAUGAGGCUGGUGGUAUCAGGCUCAGGGAAGACAUUCACAAUGCUCAUGGAUACCAAUUUCUCAUUCAGUUUGCAUUAGUUCUUUCAGGAGAUCAGGGCUCUCAAAUUAGUCACUCUGAACAAAAUCCCGAUUCAGAAGGGUCAAAAUCAACAAAUGACAUGGACACCUAUGACACCUCAUCAGAGUCUCUCACACCCACACUUUCCAGGUUGCUUGAUGUUGUUGUUAAUCUAGCUCAAACAGGCGCAACUGAGUCAACCGGGACCCCUGGCUCAAAGGGUACAAAAAACCGUCUAAAUCCCGAUGACACUUACAAAGUUAAAGACCUAGAUGCUGUCCAAAUGCUUCAGGACAUAUUUCUAAAAGCAAAUAGCAGGGAGCUUCAGGCUGAGGUGUUAAAUAGAAUGUUCAAAAUCUUCUCAAGUCAUCUUGAAAACUACAUGUUAUGUCAACAGCUGCGAACUGUUCCCCUUUUGAUCCUAAACAUGGGUGGCUUCCCUCCUUCCUUUCAAGAAAUUAUCCUCAAGAUUCUUGAAUAUGCAGUGACUGUUGUAAAUUGCAUACCAGAGCAAGAGUUGCUUUCACUUUGCUGCUUGUUGCAACAGCCAGUAACAUCCGAAUUAAAGCGCACUAUCUUAUCAUUCUUUGUGAAACUCAUAUCAUUUGAUCAACAGUACAAAAAGUUCUUACGGGAAGUUGGUGUGCUGGAUGUUCUAUUAGAUGAUCUUAAACAGCACAAGUUUCUUGUGGGCCCAGAGCAAAAUGACAAUGAUAGCCCUCAUGAGAUGGAAAGGAAGUCCAACCCAAACGGUUUCAUGAAACAUUUAGACAGUAAAGAUGUGAUUCUAUCGUCUCCUAGGUUAUUGGAUUCUGGAUCUGGAAGUUUUCCUCUUUUUGAAGCUGAAUGCAUAAUUCCAGCUGCUUGGGAUUGUGUGCUUUCUUUAUUGAGGAAAGCUGAACAUAAUCAAGUGAUCUUUCGUUCUGGUGAUGGUGUUACUACUGCUCUUCCUUUUUUGGCAUCUGAUGUCCACCGAGCUGGCGUCCUAAGGGUAUUAUCAUGCUUGAUCAUUGAGGACUCUGCACAGGUUGGCAAUGCUUCUUUCUGUUUAGCUUUUCUAAGGGACUGUUUCUUUUUGAGAUAA
Messenger RNA from Lactuca virosa, 2169 nucleotides. Lineage: Eukaryota; Viridiplantae; Streptophyta; Magnoliopsida; Asterales; Asteraceae. The record is from the annotation of a GenBank genome assembly.